Messenger RNA from Nematocida ausubeli, 1119 nucleotides. RefSeq lists its product as uncharacterized. Lineage: Eukaryota; Fungi; Microsporidia. The record is from RefSeq and is a predicted model, not a curated record. The transcript has a single exon. Bases 1 to 1119 code for a protein of 372 amino acids.
AUGGAAGCAUCACAAAACGAAGAAAGGCAAGUAAUAUGGUUAAAUCUGGAUCAGAUGGCAGUGGAUAUUAAGAGCUCGCUUAAAAAACCCAAUAAAAAACACGAGAUGAGUUAUACCGGCACUGUGAUUGCUAAAUUUUAUAACAGUCUUCUUGGGGCGCUGGUUGUUAACGGUAACGAAACAGAAACAGAAAACAAUACAGUUUAUAGGGUAGAAGGUCCAAUCAAGCAGCUAUUUGGUAAAAUUUUACUUAGAAAUAACCAAGAAGCGCUAAAAAAAGUGGAAAAAGUACUAGCCAAUAUUGAUACCCCUAAAAUAACUAAAGAUACAAUCAAAAAAGAGGCAGACCAACUGUGGAUAAAUUGGAAGAGUAAAGUGUGCGCGGCUAUAGGCGAAGCACUUGAAAAUGAGGUUAAAGAGCUAAACAGUGUUAUAAAUAUUGGGCUUCCAGAUAGAAAUACACUUGAAGAGGAGGCCAAAUAUAUAAAGAGCAUUGAGAAUUGCGCAAGAAUUAUAUCGUAUAAUAGCGGUCCAGGCCAGACAGACAUUAUGAAAAUAUUUAGGCAGGAGGAUUUGCGAAAUAUAUUUCCAGAGCUAGACACAAAAAAUGAGGGCAAGGCUAUAGAUGCUGCCCAAAAGAAAGAAGCUUUAGAGGCGCUAAGAGAAAAGGUCAGCAAACAAGGCUUUUUUAUGGCGAUUUUAAACCAUGAAAUACUUUCAGAGGUAUUAUACAACACUUUGGGAAAGAACUACAGUGGAGAGCAUAGCUCUAGUAGACGGGAUAAGGUAAUUGCGUACAUGAAGAGCAUAAAUACUAUUAUAAACAGCUCAGAAACAGAUGAAUCAAUAGAAAACUACGUUAACACAAACUUUGUGCGCCAUAAGCACGGAAGUUACAUUAGCAGAAUAAGUGCGGCCAUUUCGACACCAUUUGAGUUUUUGAGUGAGAACAUGUAUGGCACAGAAAGCACAACUGGUGUUACAGGCGGCAGCUCAAAAAAAUCAAAAUAUCUAAGAAUUGCUAUUGGUAUUUUGUUUCUAAUAUGGAUUAACUUUGUUUGGAUAGGUAUAUUUAAAAUAUAUUUUAAACAGACAGAAAUCCACAGAAUGCGAGUUUAG